This is a messenger RNA of Arachis duranensis, 1115 nucleotides long. RefSeq lists its product as uncharacterized. Gene Ontology annotation, biological process: CAAX-box protein processing. The transcript is spliced from 6 exons. Lineage: Eukaryota; Viridiplantae; Streptophyta; Magnoliopsida; Fabales; Fabaceae. Gene Ontology annotation, cellular component: membrane. The record is from RefSeq and is a predicted model, not a curated record. Gene Ontology annotation, molecular function: metalloendopeptidase activity. The coding region runs from base 97 to 912 and encodes 271 amino acids.
CAACCAUUAACUGACAGUCUGACACUGCAACAGAUUCGAUUUUCUCGUUAAAAGUUGAAAGGAUGAUGUAGAAGCUGUGUAGCUAGCUAUACAUGUAUGGCUACAGUUUCGCUACCUCGCAACUGUGGCUGUUUGUUGAAUAGCGUGGAUUUUCUUCACACCCGCACCACAUACUACUCUUCCACCUUCAUCACUUGUCUUACUUCCAGGAGAAGAUAUAGCAGAUGCUCCUUUGCAAAGAAUUCCACAAGAAAUGGAGGAGAGGCAGUUAGAGAUGAGGCUGGAAAUGAAGGAGGCGAGAAAAACUCCAAGUUUAUAGCAUCCAGGAGUGGUGUGCUUCAAGCUUGCACAAUAACCUCUGCUCUGAUUGCUGCAUUGGGAGUGGCCAUACGGCAGGUGUCUCAUGUUGCAUCAGCUGAAGGGUUGCCAAUUUUGGAUUGUUCCUCACAAGUAUCAUUUGGUUUUGAGAUGUGGCAUCUUGAGUUGAUUACAGGACUUGUAGUGUUUAUAUCAUCAUCUCGCUAUUUGCUGUUGAACACAUGGACAGAUUUUGCCGAUUCAAGCCAGGCAGCUAAUCUGCAGGUCCUUAGCUCUCUUCAACCCCUGGAUUACAUGUUUGUUGCAUUCCUUCCCGGGAUUAGUGAGGAACUACUUUUCCGAGGUGCCAUUCUGCCGCUUUUCGGAAUGAACUUGAACGGUGUUGGGGUGGCUGCCUUGAUCUUUGGUGUUUUGCACCUAGGCAACGGUCGAAAGUCGUCCUUUGCCAUCUGGGCAACCUUUGUUGGUCUUGCUUAUGGAUACGCUACAAUUUUAUCCUCUAGCCUUGUAAUUCCCAUGGCCUCUCAUGCACUCAACAACCUGAUUGGAGGGCUAUUAUGGCGGUACACAUCAAAUGCAUCGUCACAGAAAUGAAACUCGCGAUUCAUCAUCUUCACUUGGAGCCGAAACUGUUUGUGUCUAAAUUGGUUGUGAAUAUUUGUUAUUGUUAUUGUUAUGAUUAUUAUAUAGACUGUAAAGAAGUAUGUGAAGGAACCAGUUUACCAUAAAUAGGCAAGUGUAAUUUGUAACUGAAACAGCAUCACUUAAUCUUGAAAUAUUAGCAUCCAUAUUUAGCA